Lolium perenne is the source of this 598-nucleotide messenger RNA. The record is from RefSeq and is a predicted model, not a curated record. NCBI's taxonomy places the organism in Eukaryota, Viridiplantae, Streptophyta, Magnoliopsida, Poales, Poaceae.
UGGUGGUGAUGUCAAUAUGGAAGAAGCUGCAACUCUAGCGGCUCAAUGUGGAGUUACCGUGGAGGAAUUGUUUGGUGCCGCAGAUGCUGCACUACCCACUGCUGAUAUAGCUCCUAAAUUUGUCUACGGGGCCGACUUGGUCAGCAGAGAGCAGCUGCAUAAACUGCCAACACAUAUGCGGAAUUUGCAUCAGUGGUACCUUGAUGCAUGCAAGGAGAAAAAAAUGUACAUCGUGGCGAGUAUACCAUGGGAAUAUUACUACCGAAACGAGGAGAUCCAUAUUGAGAUGAAUGAACUCUGGCAGUUAUUCAAUCUAGAAGCCCUCGACAAAUCUCUCAUGAGUUGCUAUUGCUUACUGAAGAUCAGUGAGUGCAAAAGUAAUAAUAUUAUCAAUGUUGGGUUUGUUGACCCAGAUAAAAUACAUGUUGAAACGGUGAAGCAUAAACGCGAAGAAACGGGGGGAAACCUACUAAGGUUUUUGGGGCAGCAAUAUUUCUGUGAUUCAAUAUUGUUUCCUUACAACUACGACUUCCACUGGAUUCUACUAGACAUUCAACCUGAUAAGGGAAUAGUUGAAGUAAGAGACCCAUCGAUGUAA